Molecule: messenger RNA, 695 nt
Organism: Momordica charantia (bitter melon)
Lineage: Eukaryota; Viridiplantae; Streptophyta; Magnoliopsida; Cucurbitales; Cucurbitaceae
Source: RefSeq, a predicted model, not a curated record
GUAAUCCUUUUUACUAGCAUCGAUUUCUAUUAUCUUUACUCUUUUGGUGAAUGCAACGCACCAUUUAUAGAAUUUGGAGAACUGGGUUUUGAGAGUUGAAGAGUUUGAAUCAUUUCCCAGUAUUUGAAUCAUUAGAUGGCUUUGCGAGGCGUAUGGCAGCUUCAGAAGCUGAUUGUCAGCUAUUGUGACUGGGGAGGAAGCAGUAGGGGUAUCAGGGCAUUUAUGGACUCACAAUUGCCAGCUUUUAAGGAGAAAAAUCCUCAGCUAGAAGUAGUUACUGAACUCAUUCGUGGCCAGCAUCCACACUUGAAGGCCUUCUACAAAAACAACAAUGAACGUGUUGUUUGUGUAAAGAAUUUGGAUCCAGAAGAAAUCAAUUUGCACGCCGUAAGACUAAGGAAUGCACUGGGACGAAAGGUCAUAAAACUGAGGACCAGACAUGUAACAAAAAAUCCUAGCGUGCAAGGUACGUGGAACACGGAUGUUAGAUUUUGAGGCUUGGAUGAGUGAUAAAGAGCUUUGAUUACUGUCUGGGGUUACUUUUUCAUCAACAAUAAGAUGUUGAAAUCAAAUUUCUCUAUAGAAUUGCUUUGCGUUUGCAGUUGUAGUAUUCCAUAUAAUUUGCUUGAGUUGCUACUUCUCCAAUGCUCUGAAUAUACUCUCACUCUUUCAAUGGAGAAAAUCUUUUCAUGAAA